Paramecium tetraurelia is the source of this 1178-nucleotide messenger RNA. RefSeq lists its product as uncharacterized. The record is from RefSeq and is a predicted model, not a curated record. Lineage: Eukaryota; Ciliophora; Oligohymenophorea; Peniculida; Parameciidae. The transcript is spliced from 5 exons.
AUGAUUGAAUUAUUGCUCCUCCUCUAUAUCGUAGUUUAUUGUCCCUUAAUAAUCUACGUUUAUUCAUCCUUAUUAAAGAAAUAUGAAGAUCCUAAAUAUCAUAGAGCAGAUAUUCCUGAUAGGUUUUAGCCAUUUAGAAGAACAGAUUAUAAAAAUUGGAACAAAUUGGAGAUCUAUUUUGGUGCCAUUGUCUUGUUACCUCUUAGAUUAAUAUUUGUACUAGGGUCGCUAUUCGCUUUUGCAUUUGUUUUUUUUGUCACAACUAAAGACUUUAAACUAGAAAAUCCAUGGCCUGCUAAUAGAUAUAAGUUUUUAAGAUCGCCCCUGUAAUUUUUGGCUAGAGCGUACUUAUUUUUUUCAGGUUUUUACUAAAUUAAAUAGAGAGUCGUGAAAUAUUCUGAUUAUGAUUAAGACUAUGUUUAAACCCAAAUCAAUGAUCUAAGUCAGCCAUCAAUAAUUGUAUCAAACCAUGUUAGUUGGUAUGACACAAUUACCUACGUUUUUAAAUAUUUGCCAUCAUUUGUUUCUAAAGACACUGUGAAGGAAUAUCCAGUUUUUGGUUGGAUUACAACUAAUCUCAAAAGUAUUUUUGUUGAGAGGGAAAACGCAAAUAAUAGAAGAUAAGUUAUGGUAGACAUUUUGAAUAGAGUGAAUUUAAUAAAUUAAGGGCAUCUAUUUCCUCCAGUGUUAAUUUUUCCUGAAGGAACAACUUCCAACGGAAAUUACAUUUUAUCAUUCAAGAAGGGAGCAUUUGAGCCAUUACAACCAGUUAAAAUAUGUUGUUUAAAGUACUCACCAAGAAGGUUUAGUGUCGCAAUGGAUUGCAUAGGCAUUUAUGCAACUACAUUAUUGUCAUUGGUUUAAUGGAAAAAUGAAUUAGAAAUUAUAGAAUUUGAUGGUCUUUAUGAUCCUGCUUAUUUAAAGUUGGAAUAGUACCCUGAAGAGAAAAGAUGGGAAAUCUAUGCUGAGAAGGUCAAGGAUAUAAUGAGCAAAUGUCUUGGACUAGAAAAAACUAACUCUGGAUAUAGGGAAGAAUAUGAUUAUGAAGUUGAAAUCUUAGGAGAGAAGAAAAAAAAAUCAACAUAAAAUAAUAUGAAAUAGGCAAAUUAAGUUGAGGAUAAAUAGAAAGUUGAUUGAUCUAUUUUAACUAUAACUAAUUAGAUUACAUAAUUUUAAUA